This is a messenger RNA of Suillus discolor, 1089 nucleotides long. RefSeq lists its product as uncharacterized. The record is from RefSeq and is a predicted model, not a curated record. The coding region runs from base 1 to 1089 and encodes 362 amino acids. The transcript is spliced from 4 exons. Lineage: Eukaryota; Fungi; Basidiomycota; Agaricomycetes; Boletales; Suillaceae.
AUGUCUCAGCAAGCAGAACACCAAGUGCGAUUCAAUAUUCCAAUGGAUACCAAUGAUGAAUCACAAUACCAUGCCGAAUGUGGAUCGCCGAUGCGGGACACUGAUCGCAUUAAAACACCAUUCUAUUUCGGCAUUGAUCGCCCACCGACAAAACCACCUGCGGCAAAGUUCAAUUUUGGCAUGAACAUCCCCAUCCCUCCGGCACCGUCUCCAGUAGAUUCGCGACCCAGAUACAACUUUGGAAUGAACUUCAACAUUCCUCAUAUGACGCCGCCGACUGCACCCAGCCCACCAACAAAGCAGGCAUUCAAUCUUGGAUUCGAUCUCCUGGUGCAAACUCCGGAGCACAAUACAAUGCAGCCUUUGACUGGUGCCCAACCAUUCAACCUCGGCUUUAAUCUCUCUCCAACUUCAAAUGAUAGGCCAACAACUAGCCAGGGUAAUCCUGUGAAGAAGCAGUUCCACCUGGGCCCACCGGCAACCAGCUCCACCCCAUUCAACUUUGGCUUCAACUUGGGUAUGCCGACUGGUGAUAUGCCGCCAGCAGGAUCGGUCACACUGCCAGUAAGAGAUCCUUCAGUGCCUGCCGGAACAUCACAGCAUUGUUCCAGUUUGGAUGUGAGCCUCCUGAGCCUGUUGGAGACUGGCAACCUGUGCUCUUACAGGCGCCCCAAACCAACAACAAUCCAACCAGAUGAGGUUUCCUCCACCGCACCUCUUCUUCCCAACAUUGAAGGGGUGUUGCAGCUGCCAACUGUGGCAUCCUUGGUCGGCGAUGCUGAGCGCGCAGUGAUUGACAUUGUGAGAUGCCUGGGGGGAGAGGAAUAUGACAAACUAGUGCAAAUGAUGGUUGGCGCGGCAUUGGGUCCUGGAGAUGAUGUCAGGGAUCCCAAACCUGAUGAAAUCUUAGACAGCAAUCGGGUUAUGCUGUUGGCAUUUUUUGAAAGCCGAGACAGGCUCACCAGGAUCUUCAAAGACCUGAUCGGCUUGCAUCACAUUGCAGCAGUGCAUAAAUGGGUUGUGCCAGUGGUGUACAGUUUAUUGCAAGAGGUGGAACAUGCGGAGGCAAAGGCUGAUAAUUCAAACUAG